UGAAUGGUAAUUAAUAUUGUAGUGUUAUAUAUAUAAAUAAUCUCUUAUCAGAAUGAAAAGAGGAAGAAGAAAGAUAUACAGAGGUGAAACUAAGGAACCUUGAAUCGAUCUUACGAGAGACAUGGCAACAUCGAAACCACAUGCAAUUCUUCUGACUAGUCCCGGCAUGGGACACAUAAUUCCCAUGGUGGAGCUAGGGAAGCGCCUCCUCACACAUCACUCCUUCCACGUCACCAUCUUCGUCGUCACCACCGAUUCCGCAACCACAACCUCUCAGAUUCUCCAACAAACAUCAAACCUUAGUUCCCUCAACAUCGUCCAUGUUCCUCCCAUCGACUCCAACAAACUACCACCCAAUGCUCCCUUAGAAGUACGAAUCAACUUUACCAUGCUCGAGUCCCUUCCAUUUCUACGCUCCUCCCUCACAUCCAUUAACAACUUUCCUCCUCCUUCAGCUCUUAUCGUUGACUUGUUUGGUCUUCAAGCUUUGCCCAUGGCACGUGACCUCGGCAUGCUAACCUAUGUUUACUUCGCCACCAGCGCUUGGUUCUCUGCGGUUACAGUUUACUUUUCGGACACGGACAACAAAAUUAUGGAAAGACACGCUGAAAACCGCGAACCACUUUUGAUUCCCGGCUGCGCACCGCUCCGGUUCGAGGACACGCUCGAAUCGUUUUUAUCUCCGGGAGGGGCGAUGUACGAGGGUUACCAUGCAGCGGCAAAGGAGAUCGUAGCCGCUGAUGGAAUUUUGAUGAACACGUGGCAAGAUCUGGAGCCCUCUGCGACUAAGGCGCUGACAGAGGAUGGGAUUUUGGGACGGUUUACGAAGGGAGAGGUGUACGCGGUUGGACCGUUGGUGAGAAGCGUGGAGAAGAAACCGAAGGGUGGAAAGAAGGAUGGGGUUUUGCAAUGGCUGGACGAGCAACAGGCUGAGUCGGUGGUCUACGUGUCGUUCGGGAGCGGUGGGACAAUGUCCGGGAACCAAAUGAGGGAGGUGGCGUUGGGGUUAGAGCUGAGCCAGAAGAGGUUUGUUUGGGUGGUGCGGCCACCUUGCGAAGGUGACGCGAGUGGCGCGUUUUUCGACGUGGCGAGUGGCGGUGACGCUGCAAUGAGUUACUUGCCGGAAGGGUUUCUGAAAAGGACGGAGGGGGUGGGGGUUGUGGUUCCCAUGUGGGCCCCGCAGGCCGAGAUCCUGGAACAUCCUGCGACGGGGGGUUUCGUGACGCACUGCGGUUGGAAUUCCGUUUUGGAGAGCGUGGAGAACGGCGUUCCCAUGGUGGCGUGGCCGCUUUACGCUGAGCAGAAGAUGAAUGCUUUCAUGCUGUCGGAGGAGCUGGGGGUGGCGGUGCGCGUGGCAGAGGAGGGCGGAGGAGUUGUGGGAAGGGAACAGGUAGCGGAGGUGGUGAGAAGAGUGAUGGUGGAUAAAGAAGGUUUUGGCAUGAGGAAGAAAGUGAAAGAGCUGAAGCUGAGCGGAGAAAAAGCAUUGUCUAUGUUUGGUUCUUCUCAUCAUUCGCUUGCUGAAAUGAGGAAAGAGUGUGAAGUUCAUAUGCAAAGUUCUGAUACAAAACUUCCCCCAGCCUGCCACUUACGGAGUACCACCACUGAUGUCUUCAACCACGUUGUUUACUCUUGACUCCCUUUUCUUUCUCUUCUUCUUCUUAUCAUUAUCAUCUUAAUUAUCUAUUUCUCUUUUCCAGUCUUCAAUCUCUUUGCCUGUUAAUGGCUAUGUGACGCUAUUUCGCAAUUAUCUCAGUCUGUAUUCAACAUAAAUAUUACCUUGUCAAGAAA
This is a messenger RNA of Vigna angularis (adzuki bean), 1788 nucleotides long. RefSeq names its product UDP-glycosyltransferase 72E1. The record is from RefSeq and is a predicted model, not a curated record. NCBI's taxonomy places the organism in Eukaryota, Viridiplantae, Streptophyta, Magnoliopsida, Fabales, Fabaceae. Gene Ontology annotation, molecular function: UDP-glycosyltransferase activity. The transcript has a single exon. Bases 122 to 1633 code for a protein of 503 amino acids.